Messenger RNA from Linum tenue, 954 nucleotides. Lineage: Eukaryota; Viridiplantae; Streptophyta; Magnoliopsida; Malpighiales; Linaceae. The record is from the annotation of a GenBank genome assembly.
AAUUUGGGGAUUUUGGCGGGCUUAAGCGGUUGAAGAGUGUAACAAUGGAGGGAAUGGUGAAGAAUUAUCAGCAGCGAUUCAGAAGGGUAAAGGAUGAAAUGGAGAGAUGGGAAGCUCUUCAAUCCCGUCUUCUUUCCCAAUUCAGGAACGCUUCUUCCAUCGUCGACCGCUUACAGGCGAUUCAAAGAUCUGCCAAUUACGGACCUCUGAAUAGCAUCAAUGGAGUAAAAGAUGCUGUUUUCAGAAAGCAGAUGGAGUCACUUGGCGCCAUUUUCCGCUGCAUGAACACAACACUGGAAGAGUUUCAUCUUAUUGUAUUGUCUCUUGAGAAGAUGCAUCGCGAUGGUAAACAGUUGGUAAGCAGGGGUUCUGCACUGGCUAUCACUACCAAGCAAUUGCAGCUUCGAAUUGGAGUUAAACCGUCACUAGCCUAUUGCUUGGACGGCCUUCUGAGUCUUCAUGAUAUGCAUCAAUCCGAGUACGUUCUCAAGUCAUCUGUGGUUUCAGCACUUUCGUCUCUUACAUUGAAAUCCAGCUCCAGUGAUCUGAGUGCCCUUCACCAGCUCUUGGUUGAUCAGCCUAAUAUCCCCAAAGAAGAAGUGCAAUCAAUCUUCGACAUCAUCUUCGCUGAAGAUAUAUGUUAACAACCUGUAAGUGAAACAAUGUUCACUCCCUGGAAAAAGGACAACGGCGGGUUGUACUUUUGUAGACAAUUCGAUCGUUUGAAGAAGAGUGAUUGAAGACCGAAUCGCAGAUGUGCAAAGUUAUGAAUGUGAGACCAUAUAGGCUUUGAUAGAAUGAAUUGAGGUGGAGGCUAAAGUUGACCAAUCUGUUAGCCAAGACUUUUGAAGAUGAAAUUUGCUCACACCUGGUUUGGUUUGGUCUUUUUAGUGAUUACUACAUUGUUGGACAAGGUGAUUGUUUUAUUAGCUACUCCAAAGUUUUUCAAUAUGA